AUGUCGCUGUCACGCCAUGCAUCUGCUGCUGAACUUCAAAAGAGAGUGAGUCUACUUUGUGUCAUUAGAGCACAUACUACAAUAUGUUUCCAGGCAAACAUGCUCAACAGAAUCAAGACUGCCUACAUGAAAUGGUACAAAAUUCAACCGCCAGUUGAUGAUCCGACUUUCACUACUUUCGACACGGUUGUGGACACUUUCUACAAGUACGCCAAGUAAGUGAGAUAGUUUUGUGAAUUGUUUUAGUACAUAUUUUACAGUAAAUUGAGAGAUGCCAAGGCUACGUACGCAGCUGAACCAUUGGAGCCAAGAGCACGCUCCGAAUCAGAGAUCUCACUGAUCAUCCCGGUUGGGACCGACUUCCGCGCUCGGCAGAGGUUUAUCGGAAAUGAUGGUCGAUUGAGGAUUGGAAGACUUCUGGAAGUCGUCGACCUGGUGGCUCCCUGCUGUUUGUAUAAGUUAAACAGGGCUGACAUGACGUCAACCUCUUUCGAAGAUGGAACACUUCCAAGAAUGUUUGUCACUUCCCGUUUCCACCCGACAAAUCUUUCUUGGAAUGGCGAUUAUCAACUCCAGGAUCUUCUCAUGACUGCAAAAGUGACCUGGACAAGUGAAUUCCGGGCAGAAACAACUGUCGCCGUGCAGGCUAGACACGGCGAGAUGUUCAGUGCAAGAUUGGUCUUUGUAAGUGAACUAAACCUGUUUAGAUUACUAAGUAGCACUUUGCAGACAUCUCUCGAUGGGCGUGACACAUCAAAGAAGCUUCCGAUGAAUCAGUUGAAGCCGAAAACUCCGUGGGAAAGAGUCCACCACAAACAGCGCGACGAAGUAAACACUGCUCGACCGCCUCUUCCGGAUGUCGAAUCAAUUGAGAUUCCGAUCAUCAAAGUACGCUUAAGCUAGUCGGUCUCCACAGUAAUCACUUACUUUCAGGAAGGCCAAGUGUCCGUUUCCUCCACGAGGGCUCUUUGCGAGCUUGUUGCACAGCCGGAACACGAGAAUCCGUACGGUUCAGUCUUUGGAGGUUUUCUGAUCAGAAAAGGUCUUGAGACCGCCGAAUUGUGUGCUCGGAAGUUCGCUGGCGACGAUGUGAAGAUCGUUUCUCUGAUGGAGGCUGAAUUCAUUAGAGUUGUGGAGCUUGGAGGAAUCCUUUCGUUCGAGUCCUACGUCUGCAACGUCAAUAACAACACCAAGCAGAUUCAGGUGAGCACCGGUUCUUCGAAAAUCUGCCAAAGUCAAUGUUCCACUUGUAGGUCGUCACCAUCGCCAAUGUUUACAAUCCGGAAACAAAAAAAUUCGAGAUGUGUGAUCGCUUCUGCUUCAAUUUCGAAUUCAAUAAGAACUCGGCGCUCCCCGAAGUCGUCCCCCAGACCGUGCAAGAGUUUAUCUCCCAAUGGAAAGUGAAGCAGAUGCGACAGAAGGACAAGGAUUCCCGUCGCGAGGUGUUCGUGUCUGGCUCCGCUACCGUCAUUAAAUAA
Messenger RNA from Caenorhabditis sp. 36 PRJEB53466, 1478 nucleotides. The record is from the annotation of a GenBank genome assembly. Lineage: Eukaryota; Metazoa; Nematoda; Chromadorea; Rhabditida; Rhabditidae.